AUGGACGGCAUGGGCGUUGGGGAUGUUUGCGAGAAGGGAUCUCCAGGCUUGGCAUCGUCAAGCACAACACCCUCUGAACCAAAGGAAGAUGGCCAUGUAAUACUGAUUCCCCAUUCCCACAUCUUCGCCCUCAUGCUGCAAGCUCUGAAGUUGCCGCCUGCGAAUUACCAUCAUAAGACAUAUCCGGAAGACAGUGCUGCUAUCGCAGCCAUUAGGUUUAUGGAGAAUGCAUGUGGCAAGGAAAUCAGGGACUAUCACUACACCCACGUAGAAAGGCUGGAAAAUCAAGUCACACUCCUGGAGCGGUACCUGGAUGAAGCAAAAAAGAGAAUCAAGAAGGUACGCAAAGGAUGGUUCUAUGCUGUCAGAUACAUGAGCUCGUAUUCUACUCAGAUACAAAAUACGACAGCUGCUCGUCGCCUAAGAGGGCAGGACAGCACCAAAGGGGCGAUGAAAACAGCACUCGCAAGCACAAGAAAGUUGGCAAAAAGACUACGUUGUAUUGGCCUGAAAUCGGAGCAGUGCCUAGAGACUACAGAUAGUAUCUGGUGA
Triticum turgidum subsp. durum (durum wheat) is the source of this 552-nucleotide messenger RNA. The record is from the annotation of a GenBank genome assembly. NCBI's taxonomy places the organism in Eukaryota, Viridiplantae, Streptophyta, Magnoliopsida, Poales, Poaceae.